AUGGUGUCAGCACGCUUUAGCAAGGAUGAUGCUCAGAAUUUCUCUAUACACGCAAGUGCAUUGGGAAAUCCGGAGUUUCGAGCUCCGACACCGAACGAAAAGAAGUUAUGUCGUUGCUUACGCCAAGGAAUCGAAGAUCAGGCGUGCUGGACACGUCAUGCUGCAAGUGUGAUGACCGCUGGACCAGGGCGGCAAAAGGUCAGGGAUCACAUGCUGUCUGGUGAGGAUAAAGGACGACUUGAAAAGAAUGUUGGACCUCAUGACAAGUGCAAGAGUCUAUUGAAACAAAUGCAAGCUGCUGAAUAA
This is a messenger RNA of Haemonchus placei, 306 nucleotides long. Lineage: Eukaryota; Metazoa; Nematoda; Chromadorea; Rhabditida; Trichostrongylidae. The record is from the annotation of a GenBank genome assembly.